This is a messenger RNA of Striga hermonthica, 837 nucleotides long. Lineage: Eukaryota; Viridiplantae; Streptophyta; Magnoliopsida; Lamiales; Orobanchaceae. The record is from the annotation of a GenBank genome assembly.
AUGAAUUUCAAAUUCAGCUGGGUUUCACUUCUGAAAAUCGUUCUGCUCGUGGGGCUGAUUGGGGCUAUCGCGACAGCUUGUUUUACUCUCCCGAUUGAAAAGAUAUUGAAGGACUUCUUAGUAUGGAUAGAGCAAGAUCUUGGUCCCUGGGGUCCUAUAGUACUAGCUGUUGCAUACAUUCCUUUAACAGUGCUGGCAGUUCCAGCAUCAAUACUAACUCUCGGUGGCGGUUAUCUCUUUGGCUUGCCUGUGGGGCUUGUUGCUGAUUCUAUUGGUGCAACAAUAGGUGCUGGCGCUGCAUUUCUUCUUGGACGAACGAUAGGGAGGUCAUAUGUUAUUUCCAAGUUACGGGACUAUCCCAAGUUCCGUGCAGUUGCUAUUGCGACUCACAGAUCGGGAUUCAAGAUUGUCUUGUUGCUCAGGCUGGUUCCUUUACUUCCCUUUAACAUGUUGAACUAUCUCUUGUCUGUCACAUCCGUGCCUAUAACUCAGUAUAUGCUGGCUUCAUGGUUGGGCAUGUUGCCCAUCACAUUUGCGCUGGUCUAUGUUGGAACAACUCUGAAAGAUCUAUCAGAUGUUACACAUGGAUGGCACGAUUUUUCAAAAACCCGCUGGGCAUUUAUUGUGUUGGGCCUUGUGGUGUCUGCUAUGUUAUUAUUUAGUGUUAUGAGAGUUGCAAAGGCUGCUUUAGAGAAGGCAUUGGCAGAAAACGAGGGCUUGGAUGUGGACGGGAAUAUCUUUUCACCACAGCUACCUGUUACGGCUAUCCCUGCCGUCAAUCUCAACGAGCCACUUAUAAUUCAGAUUGAUACCAAUCAAGACAAUCACGGAAAAUAG